AUGUCCCCCACUGCUGCUCAACUUGAAGACAUUCAUACUCCACCGCAGGUCUUUGCUCCCCUGUACCCUUUCACAAAUAUGACAAUUUAUUGGCUCAUCUCAUGGAUGAAUUCUGGCAGUAGUCGAGUAUCGGAAUCUAAAGUUGCGUCCCUCGUCAAGAAUGUAAUUCUAGCAGGGGAUUUUGACCGUGAAGACCUUCAGGGGUUCUUGAUGACUGAGUCGAGACCUCUGUCACUAUCGACAUUCCAACAAAGGGGAGGGAGGAUAGUCCCAGGCCUUAUACCAUUCCCGGGUUUCAUUACUGGCCUCUCGUUGAGGUUAUACGCGUGGCAUUCUCUGACGCUCAAGCAGGGGCAUUUCAUCUUUUGCCCUUCAAAUGUCUGGAAGGAUCCUCUAGACGGGCACAAAGAGUGGAUAUACGACGAGCUUUAUACCUCAGAUGCCUGGUUGGAAGCACAGGAUAGAUCUUCACGUAUUGCCAAGGUGGAAAACACCCUCGGAGAAGGCUCGUGGGUGCCCAUCAUGAAUCAGUUUGUUAAGAAACUUGGGUGGCUCAGACUUGAUUCAUUUCAUAUGCUCGUUGUCGACAUUAUGCACGAAUGCGAAUUAGGGACCUGGAAGGCUCUAUUUACGCACCCCGUGAGGCUUCUUUAUGCCCUUCCUGGGGGCACUCAAAUUGUCGCGACCCUCGACACCAGAUUUCGUCAAGUCCUGACAUUCGGUAACGGAGUAAUACACAAGUUUUCCAACAAUACGUCCGAGAUGAAAAGGCUGGCCACUUGUGAUUUUGAAGAUAUUUUACAGUGUGCUAUUCCAGUUUUUGAAGGGCUGUUCCCUCCUAGCCACGAUGCGGCUAUCCAGUCCCUCCUAUAUUCAUUUGCGCAAUGGCACACACUCGCUAAGCUAAGGGUACACUCUGACUCUACCUUGGUUUUUCUCGAUGAAACCUUCAAGAAGCUUUGCGGAAGUUUCGGGCUUAUACCUGCACUGCCUUCAACAUGGUGGAACUACCAAAGGAGAAAGCAGCUCAACAGAGAAGGUUUGCAAAGCGCUCGGAAACUGGGAGAACUUGCCCACCGAGCUCUAAAGGCUUUCUAUCCGCUGACCAGCAAGCUUGACACCCCUGUGCAGUUAGCUAAACAUGAGUGCAGGUGUUGUGUGCUACGGAGGGUGGAAGAAGCAGGGGGCACAUCCCCCUCUAUUGGUCUAUCUCCAGUUGAGGCCUCCUCCGGAAAAAAUCACCAUAUUGCAAUCAGUCAAAAUAAUCCUGUUGCUAUAUUUGCGUUCCUUCGAGACCACACUGAUGAUACAGCUCUCAAGAAUUUUAUACUGAAACUUAAGGAUCACAUUCUUUAUAGGCUGGGCAAGCUCGAUAUCAGCUACUGCGACCACACAUUCACGGAUGAAGAGCGAAACUCGGUCAUCAUUCCUAACAACACAAUCUACACUGUUCAGACCAUGCAAGUACAUUACACUACAUAUGAUAUGAGGUGGGAGACAUCACCUAACCACCCAUAUUGGUAUGCCUGCGUGUUGGCUAUCUAUCACAUGGAAACAUGGUUAAAUAAUGGAGGCACACCUAUGAAACAUCAUCUAGAUGUUCUUUGGGUUAGAUGGAUAGCCUUUGUGGAUGAGUUGGACACGGAUGCAUUUGGUUUUCUUGAUCCAGGGCAGGUGAUUCGAGGAGCACAUUUGAUUCCAGCCUUCAAUUCGGGGCAUGGUGUUAGCUCGCUGCGAGGUGGAAAGUCAUUUGCACGUCCUGAAGGAGUGCUAGAUGACUGGGAGGCAUAUUUGGUUGGCAUAUUUGUAGACCAAGAUAUGUUUAUGCGGUAUACACACUUUGGUGUAGGACAUCCAGCAAUGUUGCACAGGAUAGCUAGAGACUCUUUCAGAAAUGACUCACCAUCCAGCAUUACAAAUGCCGUAAACAACAGUAACAUUGUCGUGCUUGAGGCAGAUAUUGGUUAUGGAGAAGAUAAUGACAGUGAGGGCUAUGAAGGAUGUAGUAAUGAAGGAGAACUGAGCGAUGAAGAGUGCAGUGAUGAGGAAUUGGAAGAUGAAGAUGAAGGCAAGGAGAAUGAAAGCGAUGACGGCUGUGAAGAGGAUGGGCACAAGUUCAAGGAUGAGUUCAAUGACCUCCUAUCUUUUUAA
Suillus bovinus is the source of this 2151-nucleotide messenger RNA. RefSeq lists its product as uncharacterized. The transcript is spliced from 11 exons. The coding region runs from base 1 to 2151 and encodes 716 amino acids. NCBI's taxonomy places the organism in Eukaryota, Fungi, Basidiomycota, Agaricomycetes, Boletales, Suillaceae. The record is from RefSeq and is a predicted model, not a curated record.